Messenger RNA from Pleuronectes platessa (European plaice), 737 nucleotides. It is a transcript of the gene fbxo2, whose product is annotated as F-box protein 2. The record is from RefSeq and is a predicted model, not a curated record. Gene Ontology annotation, biological process: glycoprotein catabolic process; SCF-dependent proteasomal ubiquitin-dependent protein catabolic process. NCBI's taxonomy places the organism in Eukaryota, Metazoa, Chordata, Actinopteri, Pleuronectiformes, Pleuronectidae. Gene Ontology annotation, cellular component: SCF ubiquitin ligase complex; cytoplasm. Gene Ontology annotation, molecular function: ubiquitin protein ligase activity. The transcript has 6 exons. The coding region runs from base 154 to 684 and encodes 176 amino acids.
GUGUGUGUGCGCUCCCUGGUUAUAUAAGCCACCAUCACAAGGGUAAAACUCUGGAGAGGAGCACAAGUGUCGAUCCUAGAAAGGGAUAGAAGAGACAAACGACUGCACUUGAUUUCACUUGGCUGUCCUGCCUUCUCUGUAUGAGCUGUAAUCAUGGCCAGAAACCUUCUGAAGAAUCCCAGUGGUGAAGAACAGCUGGAAUUCUGGGAGCUGACGGAGAACGGUGGAAACCAGUGGAUGGUGGAAGACAUGCCAGGAGACUGUGGCCACGACUUCUGCAGUGAUGGAGUGACCAAGUACUUUGCGACCUCAUUUGAGCUGUGUCUGAAGAGGCAGGUGAUUGACUUGAUGGCAGAAGGUUACUCCAGUGAGCAGCUUGACGCUCAGCCUGUCGUCAACGUGGAAGACUGGUACUGUGGGAGGACAGACUGCGGCUGCACCUACCAAAUGACCGUGUCUCUGCUGGAUGAGAAUCACGAGGUCAUGCAGGAGUUUAAACCUGAGCCGGUGAUUCUCGACCCCGACAGUGACGACUGCUCGUGGAGACAGAUCAGCAAUUCAUUUUCUGAGUAUGGCCCCGGACUGCGCCACAUCUCCUUUGAACAUGGAGGACAAGACGCCAAGUUCUGGAACGGCUGGUUUGGAGUGCGGGUCACUGGGAGCUCUGUUACUGUUGAAGUCUAAUUGGAAAGAAAAACAAGAGAGGGAGGAGAAGGGAAAUAAAGAAAACGCAGAAA